Molecule: messenger RNA, 572 nt
Organism: Chara braunii
Lineage: Eukaryota; Viridiplantae; Streptophyta; Charophyceae; Charales; Characeae
Source: the annotation of a GenBank genome assembly
CUGACGUGGCAGCCCCGUUAGAAGUGGGAUUGGCAGGGGAGCGUGGGAGUUCGUCGGCGCGGAUUUCGUGGCAGUUCUUACAUGCAGAUGGCUUCAAUGGGAGACAAGCAGAUGGCUUCAAUGGGAGACAAGCAGUGAGGAACCGGCGAGUGGAUCUCACCCAUUCGAGCAGCUCGUUGCCAUUUACAGGUGAUGGUAGAUGCACUGCGCUCACAAUUGGGAGCUCGAUUUGAGGCUGAUGGGGGGGCAGCUUCAUCGAACCCGCCGUUUCGGGAAGUGAUGAGGAACAUGAUGCAGAUCAUCUGGGAGUUGGAUGAGGAUGGUCUCAUGUCAUUGAAUGGUCAACAGGAGGAGACUCUGAAGCGGUGUUGCUACGACAUCUUCGAGGAGGGACAAGAUGUGUACGCAGCGCUGGAGGAGGAGUGGUACUUGCACUUUGAGACGGAAGAUGAAGAUAAUACUGACGCGAGCAUCAUCAACUGUGAUGAGAUCGGGGAGGGCCAAGCUUGAGGUGAUGACGUCCUCGCUAUUGACAAACACGCCAACGACAACAAUAAAUUCGUGCAGGUCCG